Messenger RNA from Saprolegnia parasitica CBS 223.65, 261 nucleotides. RefSeq lists its product as hypothetical. The transcript is spliced from 2 exons. Bases 1 to 261 code for a protein of 86 amino acids. Lineage: Eukaryota; Oomycota; Saprolegniomycetes; Saprolegniales; Saprolegniaceae. The record is from RefSeq and is a predicted model, not a curated record.
AUGGUGGGGUUUGGCCGGAAGAAGUCGACGAGCAACGCGGGUAGCGACACGGCGCUGGACCGCAAGGGCAAGGUCGACGGCUCGAGCCUCCUCGACGGCAACGGCGACCCGACCGGCGGCGCGCUCUUUGGCGCCGAAGUCUUUGACAAGAAGGUCAAGCGCGAGUCCAACAACGACGACGACGACGUCGGCCAGGAAAACAAGAAGCCCAACAAGCGCUGGUUCCGCCUCCCGGGCCUCAAGCGCAAGACCCGGGUCUAA